GGCAGAGUGCGACAGAAUCCUGGAGUCCUUGGAGCAAGCGUCCCUGCUCUACACGUCCUGUGUGCAGGAGAACACGGCCGCGCCCCACCCGCACAAUCGGUACGGCCAGGGGCUGGACCCUCACGAUCUUCACAAACUACUCGCCUCCAUAUGUGAUGAUGGUUGGAGCUUCGGCGAGUGCAAGGGCAUCGCAUUCCAGGCUCAGACCGAUGCCACGUUGCUCGAGAAGCAGUUCUCGUACCAGGAGCGGCUCCACAAGCUGAGCGGGGGCAUGGUUGCGCGGAAGAUGAGGCACAACAUGCAGUUCCUGACUUGCGGCGGGUCGCACACGAUUGGGUUGUUGUCCGCGGUGAACGAGAAGGUGAGGUGCCACCCGACUUUGACGAAGCACCUUGCCGACGAUGACGGCUUUAUCUCUAAGGAGAUGGUGCUUGCCGUAUGCCCGUCGCUCAGAGGCUCGUUGCAGCACGGCUUCAAUAUGCAGAUCAUCCGCGCCGAGGUGGAGCUGGCGUGCCCGCAGCUGCCCUGGUUCAUCCAG
This is a messenger RNA of Prorocentrum cordatum, 538 nucleotides long. The record is from the annotation of a GenBank genome assembly. NCBI's taxonomy places the organism in Eukaryota, Dinophyceae, Prorocentrales, Prorocentraceae.